Messenger RNA from Erythranthe guttata (spotted monkey flower), 3532 nucleotides. It is a transcript of the gene MRH2, whose product is annotated as Armadillo/beta-catenin repeat family protein / kinesin motor family protein. Lineage: Eukaryota; Viridiplantae; Streptophyta; Magnoliopsida; Lamiales; Phrymaceae. Gene Ontology annotation, cellular component: spindle microtubule; mitotic spindle. Gene Ontology annotation, molecular function: ATP binding; microtubule binding; plus-end-directed microtubule motor activity. Gene Ontology annotation, biological process: microtubule-based movement; spindle elongation; mitotic spindle assembly. The record is from RefSeq and is a predicted model, not a curated record.
CAGAAGUUUUUUUUUUUUUUUUUUGUUUGCUGUUGAAUCUUUCUCCUUCACAAUCGUCGUCGUCGUGCCGGCCUCAAUGUUGAAACCUUCACCCAAAUCACUCUCUCUCACACACACUUCACACACUCGUUACCAUCACAAAACCUGUCAACGUGACAGAGAAAUCUUUCUUCCGCUUUUGUGUGUGUGAACAGAGAAAAUAAAAAUGGCGUCUUUGGGCAGCGUGGGAAGAAAUUCGCACAAGUUUGAGCGGCCCCCCUUCAACACCUCUUCUUCGUCGAGUUCUGCUCCGACGAAUUCUUCUUUGAAAAGCAAUGGCGGCGGCGGCGGUGCGCAAGGGCAGCAGCAUUCUGCCCGCCCGAAAGGUCCCACUUCGAAUUCAAGACGCUCAAUCACACCCACUUCAAGAACUCGUGCUCUGCCUGUUGAUUAUGACCCAGAAUCCGAAAGAGUGAGAGUUGCUGUAAGACUUCGACCUAGAAAUUCCGACGACCCUCCAGAUGCCGAUUAUGCCGAAUGUGUCGAAAUUCAGCCCGAGCUCAAAAGAUUGAAGCUAAGAAAGAACAAUUGGAGUUCCGAGGCAUACAGAUUCGACGAAGUAUUUACCGAAACUUCGUCUCAAAAACGUGUUUACGACGCUGUAGCAAAGCCUGUUGUUGAGAGUGUUCUGGAAGGUUAUAACGGCACGGUUAUGGCGUACGGUCAAACGGGUACAGGCAAGACUUACACACUCGGCAGAAUCGGUAAAGAAGAUCCAUCCGAAAGAGGAAUGAUGGUUCGAUCUUUAGAGGAUAUUUUAGCUUCUAUUUCUGCUACAGAUAGUGUCGAAGUCUCGUAUUUACAGUUGUACAUGGAAUCGAUUCAAGAUUUGCUCGCUCCGGAAAAGACGAACAUCCCAAUAGUGGAAGAUGCCAAGACUGGAGAAGUAUCGGUGCCCGGAAUCGAAAUUAUUAAAAUACGAAACCUCGAUCACUUCUUGCAAAUACUGCAGCUCGGAGAAUCCAACCGCCAUGCUGCUAAUACGAAGAUGAAUACAGAAUCUUCACGCAGCCACGCAAUUCUCACGGUUUAUAUACGUAGAUCUGGAAACGAGAAAGAAGAAACAGAAGCUAGCAAUGGAAAUCAUGUGCCGACUGUUCGGAAGAGCAAGCUGCUGAUCGUGGAUCUUGCGGGAUCCGAACGAGUCAACAAAUCAGGGAGCGAAGGGCACUUGCUCGAGGAAGCUAAAUUCAUCAAUCUAUCACUUAGUUCACUAGGAAAAUGCAUAAAUGCAUUGGCCGAAAACAGUCCGCAUAUUCCGAUUCGAGAUUCUAAGUUGACAAGGUUGCUUCGCGAUUCGUUUGGCGGUUCUGCAAGAACUUCACUCAUAAUAACAAUCGGGCCAUCUUCUCGUCAUCAUGCUGAAACUGCAAGCACUGUAAUGUUUGGGCAACGGGCAAUGAAAGUUGUGAACACAGUAAAGCUGAAAGAAGAAUUCGACUAUGAAAGCUUAUGCAAGAAGCUCGAGUCUCAAGUUGAUCGUCUCUCUGCAGAGAUUGAUAGGCAACAAAAGCUGAGAGAGAACGAAAGAGGAGAACUGAAUAAAUUGCUCGACGCAUUCGAGAAUUCUUCCGCCGAAGCAGAAAAGCGUUUUCUUGCGAAAUCCGAGUUGUUACAGAAAGAGAAUGCUCGAUUAGCGUCGGAAAUGAAAGAAGUACUACAAGAAUUGGAUAUGCAGAAACAACAGAACAAAAUGUUGAUUGAUGAGGUGGCACGCUUGGUAACGAGCGUGAAGAAUACUAAGUCUUUGGAGGAGGAAAAUGCUCGUUUGGAGUCGGAGUUGAAUGAUGUAAUAAAAGAGCUCCAAAAUCAGAAAGAUCAAAAUAUUAUCAUGCACGACGAGGUGAAGCGCAUGGAGAUGAAUUCGAAGCACAUCAAGCAACAGAAGCAAGAUAAUUCGGCAUAUCAGAAUGUACUAGCUGAAACAACGCAAAUGUACGAGGGGAAAAUAGCCGAUUUGAUGAAGCAAAUAUCCGAUAUUCAAGUGUCGUUGGAGAAAAACGAGGUGGAAAAUUCUAGGUAUCACAAAGCACUUGUAGACACAACAAAGAUGUACGAAAAUAGAAUAAAUGAAUUAAAUCGACAGUUUGAAGAAGAGCGUGCUCGUACAGGAGAAAUCGAAGAAGUGAAUUCGACAAAAGAGCUUUUGAAGGAGUAUCAAAAUUCAGUCCAGGUUAAUGCAAAGAAAGAGAUAAACGAGCUUCAAAUGACAUUGCAAGAAAUGAAUCAGCUACACGAAACAACUGCCAACGAACUUCGACUAUUAAGUGUCGAAUUCAAGAAUCUAGAAUCGGAAAAGGCAACACUAGAAAACGAACUUCACUAUGUGAAACAAUCACUUGAAAAAGAGGAAAAGCGAAGAAAGGAAUCGGAAACGGAGCUGCUUAACGUGAUGAAGGGUGUUCCCGAAAGCGAAGAAGACUUUGAGGAAAAGGUAUCUUAUAUGCAUGAGCAUUUAACCAAAAAGUUUUCGUCUUUACAAAAUCCGAACAAUUCUAAUCGGACAAGAGAAACCAUCCUCAGCCAGAGAAACACCAUCACCAAAAUAUGCGAAGAAGUUGGUCUCCAAAAGAUACUGUCUCUUUUAGAAUCGGGAGAUUUAGACGUCCAAAUUCCUGCUGUGAAAGUUGUGGCUAAUCUUGCAGCAGAAGAUAGCAAUCAGGAAAAGAUCGUGAACGAGGGUGGUUUAGAUGCACUGCUAAUGUUGGUGGAGUCAUCCAACAAUACGACUAUACUCAGAGUUGCUUCUGGCGCCAUAGCUAAUUUGGCUAUGAACGCUAUGAAUCAAGGUCUAAUAACAAACAAAGGAGGUGCUAAACUUCUUGCAAGUGCUUCUUCCAAAACGGACGAUCCUCAAACUCUUCGUAUGAUCGCUGGAGCAAUUGCAAAUUUAUGCGGAAAUGGGAAGUUACAUGUGAUAUUGAAAGAAGACGGAGCAAUAAAAGCUCUAUUAAGAAUGACGAGAUUAGAAAACACCGAUGUUAUUGCACAGGUUGCUAGGGGUUUGGCUAACUUCGCCAAGUGCGAAUCGAGGAGGUUCAUGCAAGGCCAUUGGAGGAGUCGUUCGCUUCUGAUGGACGAUGGAGCUCUUUCGUGGCUGGUGGCUAACUUGAACACCACUUCUACUUCGACCAGACGACACUUGGAACUUGCUAUUUGUCAUUUAGCUCAAAAUGAGGAGAAUGGGAGAGAUUUCAUAAGCAGUGGUGCUCUGAAAGAACUGAUCGAAAUAUCGGAGGGGUCCGCGAAAGAAGAUAUACGAAACUUGGCGAAGAAGACACUAAGAUUGAGUCCUUUAUUUCGAAAAGAAUUGCGUUCGGAAUGAACAUAGCAUAAGUUUGUAAUACAGAAUUCCACUCCCUGUGAGGUAGUUUAUAAUAUACAGAGUCUCACAGUUACAUACUCAAAAUACUUGUUCUGUUUAUAUAUUUUUGGUACAUAAAUGUAUAUUGUUGUAAAAUAGUCUCUUUAAUCUAGCUCUUUGGUUUGAUAA